Messenger RNA from Rhinichthys klamathensis goyatoka, 946 nucleotides. Its product is annotated as E3 SUMO-protein ligase RanBP2-like. Lineage: Eukaryota; Metazoa; Chordata; Actinopteri; Cypriniformes; Leuciscidae. Gene Ontology annotation, cellular component: cytoplasm; nuclear pore. Bases 1 to 606 code for a protein of 201 amino acids. Gene Ontology annotation, biological process: intracellular transport. Gene Ontology annotation, molecular function: GTPase activator activity. The transcript has 3 exons. The record is from RefSeq and is a predicted model, not a curated record.
AUGUCAUCGGCUGCUUCUAAUAUCGCAGGCUUGUUUUUCUGUGUUAAAAAUAAUGUCUUGUUUAUUUCUAUAGAUGCAAAUCUUCCCAGGGAAAAUGCUGGAGCUGCAACAGAGACGCAAAGCGAGAAGAGUGAUGAUGAUGAGGAUGAUGAUGAUGAUGAUGAUGAUGAUGAUGAUGAGGAUGAUGAAGCACCUGCACAUGUGGAGCUUCCAUCGGUUGAGGAGGAUGAAGAGGAGAUGUUGUUGAAGGAGAAGGCCAAACUUUACCACUGGGACUGUGAUAUUAACAAGUGGAAAGCCCGAGGUGAAGGAGACAUUAAGAUCCUUUUCCAUCCCUCGAGGAAGAUCUACCGCGUAUUUAUGAGGCAAGAAGGGGAUAAAAAGGUGUGUGUAAACCACUGCAUCACCAGAGCCAUUCACCUGAAACCAAUGAACACUUCUGCAAACGCAGUGACAUGGACCGCUGCUGACUCUUCAGAGGGAGAUGCUGUAUUACGGAGGUUUACUGUCAAGUUUAAGACUCCGGAACUGGCUGUUUCUUUCACAAAAACUUUUACAGACUGUAAAAGUCACAUAUCAGAGUUAACACAAACUUCGCAAAAGUAAAGCUGCCUUUCCUAUCUAAUAACCUAGGUCAGAGGUCACACUGAACGAAUGUUAAUGUUAGAACAAUGAUGUCACUAUAAGCAGCAUAGAAUGAGUAUAAAGUCUAGCUUUGACUUGAUCAAGCCAUUAAAACUAUGUAAAUAUUUAUUUUUCUAUAUUUUUCAAGGUUUGAAUUAGUAGUGAUGGAAAUAAUACUACUAUUUGAAAAAAAAAAACUUGUUUAAAUAUAAUUUGCACAGUGACAAAGUUAUUUUUGCUCCACAUAUGUAAAGGUCUUUGGUUUUUGUCUGGAGAAAAGAGAUGAUGUAAUCUUUGAAUAAACACGAUUUUUGUAAACACA